UUUGCUUUAUAAAAAACAACAACAGUAGAUGCAGAAAAAGAAAACCAGCCAAGUAUAAAUGCAUAAUUUCACAGUACAAAGUACAAAUUUCAAAAUCCCCACCAUGAAGGUGCAUGAAAGGCUGGAGCGUUAGAAGUGAAUUAACCUGACCCCACGAAAACAUUCGUACCCCGUUUUUGUUAUAUACAAGUAAUCCAAGCUAAAUAGAAAUCCUGGGGUGUUUCUGCUGUAUCGCUGUAAAAGUCAGGUCAGAAACGUGUUGUUUUCAAGACUACAAAGUGUGCAGCUGGCUCUUGUUCUUCUUUCUGCCAACAAAGUGUCCCAGUUGUUUCUAUGAACUCUGUCAGACAGGUGAGAAACACAGUCCUGUACUUGUGCUAGAAGCGUCAUCAGUGGAGUCUAAAAAGGCCGCACAGGAGAAAGCCAGUCACAUUUGGUUACAGCAAGUUAAUAACAGAUUAAUAACCAGCAGCUAGUAAAAAAGCACAGACCAAAAACAGAAUUAUUAUGACUGUCUAGAUAAAAACAACCUGUGGCUUCAACAAGCGAAUUCACUGAAACCAUAACUUAAAUGCCAAAGUGAAACUGUCACACAACAAAGAGGUAGGGUGAAACCUCCUGUCAAUAAAAUUUCUAGGGAUAAGAAUUUUUCAUAGUUUGAAACCAAAUGCAUAUCAGAAAUUUCACAAAAACAUACCGACUCUGGAAAUUUGUCUAAAAAACACUGUGUGAAUACCCAAACCUAAUUUAAGAUCUUACAGAAUAUCUUUAUGUUCCUCUUCAGAGUUGUUCUGAAAAUGCAUUUUAUUUAGCUUAAGCUUGGUUGUUAGUAAAGCUGCCCAUUUGAGUUUCCUCCACUGUCUGAAAGAUCAAUUUUACACAGAGUAAAACAACACAAAAGCAAAGGUAAACUGUUAGAGAAGACACAUUGCUCUGUCACAAGAUAAAACUUGCUUCUGUACUGAAAUUUACUGGCUGAAGUUAGGAAAUUAGGCAGCAAGACAAAUGAAAAACAGGUCUAAGCUAACUCAUUAAAAUCUAAUAUUAAAAAACUAAAUGUAAUAUUUAUGUAGAACAUUAUUUACACAUGAACUAAAUAUAUUGUGAUGGGUCUCAUGUAGCAUUACCUGUUGAAGUUUGUCUUACACAGUUUCAACUGGCACACUGGGUUACUGUGAAAUGACUCUAGGAACAUGUUUUUAUAUAGUCAAUGAAUUCUGCACAAAAAUAAACCAAAAUAAUAAUCAUGUGAGAAUUAUUUAAAUCUGUGAUUUUAAAAAAUGCUGUGAUUUGUACCAAACAGUCAGAAAUUGAUUUAAGUUGCGUCAAAUGUAAAAAUUCAGCAGGCAUGUAUUUUCCGCACUAAAAAACACAAACAAAAAACAAUCAGAUGCACUUUCCAUGGCAUCGUACCGUGCAAAACUAUAUUUGGUCCAAUAACGACGGAUCAAAUUUCAACAUGAUAACAGAUUACUGCUCCGGCUUUCUUUUCUUUUAAUCUCAGGUGACUUCCAGUACUGAAGGCACUGAAUUCAUGUCUGGUUGGGAAUUUACCUCAAAAUCAUUAUCAACCCCUUUACAGUUAAGCAAUUUUCUGGAAUAGAACUUGAAUGAUUUUGAUUUUUACUUGAAGAGACCUGAACCUACCUGAAAGCUGCAAAAUACCUCAAACCAGGCAGCACAAAUUUCAGUAAAAUAUCAUGAAUUCCUAAUUAUUUAAUUUUAUUUAUUUAAACUGUGUGUUUUUUUUUUUAUUCUUAUAAGGGAAUGCUGAUAUCAAAACAGGUACCUUUAAGGAGGAUACAAGAAGAAGGACUCAAAAGGAUUUAGGAUAACAUCAUUCAAAGAUAUAUAUAAAUACAUAUAUAUUACUAUUAAAGAAUUCUGGAUCUUUUUUUCGUUAUAUAUAUGUAAAACGAAAAAAAGAUCCAGAAGUCUUUAAUUAUAAUCUGUGUAUAGCUACAAUUGUUAAAUUGCUUUAGCAGUGUGUGUGGGUUCCUGACUUGCGCUUUCAAGUGAUGCAAUUGAUGACAUCAUGGGUGUUUUUUUUAAAAUUGGUCUUUUUUUCCAUCUUGUUUCCCUGACAUUCAGUGAAACUGCUUGUUGUAACUUGUCCACAUCAUGAGACUGAAAUAUUCCCUAAAGAUGCACAGUCAAAAAGUGUUUGAUGUUGAUGAAGUGUUUUUCCACCUUUCCCCAGUAAAUUACUGGACAUUUCAGGAAUUAAGAAAGUUAUGUUUUUAUUUAUUGUGUAAACUAAACACUGAGCAUUGCGGUCAACUUGCCAGAGUGGCAGUUACAGCUCAAACAGAUGAUUUUUUUAAAAGUAGAUGCUUAUUCUCAUGCUUCCUUUUCUUUUCUGUCUUAUCAAUUCGUCCAUGUUUAAAUGACCUAAAAAUGGACAGAUUUGUGAGUAUAGAGUAUAGAAAUAGAAAGACACAAAAGAAAAGCAGUUUACAAGCAUGAUGAUUACAAGUGUGUGUGUGUGUGGGGGGGGGAUAGCAAAAAAUAAAGACGGCAGUCCUAUUUUAGUUUCACAGUGAAUGACUUUUUCUGAAUCAUACAGUCACCACAAGAUGCUUAGUGAGAGAGAGAGCGAGACGGCAGAGAGAGGAAAAAAAAAAAAAAAAAGUCCAGACACCGUGUGAAACCGAAAGCAAGAACAUGAGAAUAUAUAGUGUUUGUGAGUGCCAGUAAAGCAUGAAAUUAUCUUGCUGCGAGUGGCACUACACCACUACUCACUACUCCUCCGAGAUGGCUGUUUGGAAAGCCCUCUUCCUCCUCUUUUGUAUACUGGACUGCAUGGAGCAAUCCGCCUCAUUACCAGUUGCUCAGACUAAUUCCCUGUAUCUUAAUUGCUUCAAGCACACAAGGUCCACUCGAACUCGUGUGCAACAGCUGCUAGGGAAAUAUAAGGAGCAGCAGCUGGGAAACGGGCAGUUUGAGGACAGAAGCCGACACUUGAAGGAUCUGCCCUCACUUUCCACAGAAUUCUAUCGGUGGAUUAAUCUGACGGUUAGUAAGUCCCUCUGUGUUUCAAAACACUUUCAUAGAAAAUCAUUCUCUGAUUGUCACUUGUGCGUUCAGGAGUGGGAACGACUGCAUGCCGCUUUCUGGGACAUGAAAACCUACUGGAAUAUGCUGGAGUGGAAGAGAAUACAGCUGGAGAACGAGGAGAAAGAUCAGAAGAUGGUGCAGGAUGCUCGGACAACUCUAACUCAGAACAUCAGACACAUUCAGCUGGACUUGCGGGACCUGAUUAGCCAAGUUAGCACUCAGAUGAGCUCUUUGAGAAGCUCUUGGAAAAGGCCAGCAGCUGCUUUGGCACAAACACGCCUGAACCCAGCAAGCAGGUCCAGGACAGUAUGGGACAGCCGAGUGGAAGGUUACAUCAUCCUGAGGGAUCUGGACCUUUACCUCACCAAGCUGGCAAGAGACUUUCUUUUACUGGCUACGAAAAUACAGUCAUGACUCAAAACUGAAAAAAAGACAACACACACACACACA
Maylandia zebra (zebra mbuna) is the source of this 3507-nucleotide messenger RNA. The record is from RefSeq and is a predicted model, not a curated record. NCBI's taxonomy places the organism in Eukaryota, Metazoa, Chordata, Actinopteri, Cichliformes, Cichlidae.